AUGGUUUUGGUCAAAUGUUGUUCAGGCGACAUACAGUACUCCGACGACAAGCGGUUCUGGUGCACCAAUUUGGCUACCCCUCACGUUGGCUACACCCUCACUGUGGCUACACCCUCACGUUGGCUACACCCCUCGUUAUUUACACCCCUCACGUUGGCUACACCCCUCGUUGGCUACACCACCCACGUUGGCUACACCCUCACGUUGGCUACACCUCACUGUGGCUACACCCUCACCGUUAGCUACACCUCUGUGGCUACACCCCUCGUUGGCUACACCCUCACUGUUGGCUACACCCCUCACGUUGGCUACACCCCUCACGUUGGCUACACCACCCACGUUGGCUACACCCCUCAGGUUGGCUAUACCCCUCACGUUGGUUACACCCUUACGUUGGCUACACCCCUGACGUUAGCUUCACCCCUCACGUUGGCUACACCCCUCACUGUGGCUACACCUCCUGUGGCUACACCCUCACGUUGGCUACACCACCCACGUUGGCUACACCUCAGGUUGGCUAUACCCCUCGUUGGCUACACCCUCACGUUGGCUACACCCCUCCUGUGCACACCUCGUUGGCUACACCACCCACGUUGGCUACACCCCUCGUUGGCUACACCACCCACGUUGGCUACACCCCUCGUUGGCUACACCCUCAGGUUGGCUACACCCUCACUGUGGCUACACCCCUCACUGUGUUACACCCUCACUGUGCUACACCUCACGUUGGCUACACCACCCACGUUGGCUUACACCCCCUCAGUUGGCUAUACCCCUCACGUUGGCUACACCCUCACGUUGGCUACACCCCUCACUGUGGCUACACCUCACGUUGGCUACACCACCCGUUGGCUACACCCGUCACGUUGGCUACACCACCCCGUUGGCUACACCCCUCACGUUGGCUACACCCUCAAGUUGGCUACCCCCUCACUGUGGCUACACCCUCACUGUGGCUUCACCCCUCGUUGGCUACACCCUCAGUUGGCUAUACCCCUCACGUUGGCUACACCCCUCGUUGGCUACACCUCACGUUGGCUACACCCCCUCGUUGGCUACACCACCACACGUUGGCUACACCCCUCACGUUGGCUACACCCUCACUGGGCUACACCCCUCACUGUGGCUACACCUCAAGUUGGCUAUACCCCUCACGUUGGCUACACCCUCAGUUGGCUACACCCUCACUGUGGCUACACCCUCACUGUGGCUACACCUCACGUUGGCCACACCUCACGUUGGCUACACCUCACUGUGGCUACACCCCUCAUGUUGGCUACACCCCUCACGUUGGCUACACUCUCACUGUGGCUACACCCCCUCCUGUGUGGCUACACCCCUGACGUUGGCUACACCCUGACGUUGGCUACACCUGACGUUGGCUACACCCCCUGA
Messenger RNA from Homarus americanus (American lobster), 1395 nucleotides. RefSeq names its product mucin-2-like. Lineage: Eukaryota; Metazoa; Arthropoda; Malacostraca; Decapoda; Nephropidae. The record is from RefSeq and is a predicted model, not a curated record. Bases 1 to 1395 code for a protein of 464 amino acids. The transcript is spliced from 2 exons.